AUGGCUGAGGCGGAGCCUGGAGUGCUGGCUCAGGGCACUGUGGCCUUUGAAGAUGUGGCUGUGAACUUUUCCCAGGAAGAAUGGGGUCUCCUUAAUGAGGGUCAGAGACAGCUGUACUGUGAUGUGAUGCUGCAGAACCUGGCACUUCUGUCCUCUCUCGGUUGUUGGCAUGGAGUGGAAGACGAAGAGGCGCCUUCUAAACUGAGUAUUUCCAUACCAAAAACAUCUAACGUUUGGACUCCGAAGACAAAUGUGUGUCCCAGGAAAGGCCAGGCCCGGAAACCGUUUAUGUUGAGUGAGAUUGAGGAAGACUUCUUGGUGAGACCAGGAAUCUUGGAGCAACAAGCCACUCACUCUGGAGAAAAAACAUAUGAGUGUCAAGAAUGUGGGAAGUUCUUCACCUACAGGUGCAAUCUCUUAGCCCACUUGAGAGUUCAUACAGGAGAGAGACCAUACAGAUGUGGAAUAUGUGGGAAAUCAUUUAGCCUGAAGUCUAACCUCAUUCGACAUCAGCGAGUUUAUAGUGGAGAGAGCUCAUAUGAAUGUAGUGACUGUGGGAAGUUGUUCAGCUACAAGUAUAACCUCAUUGAACACCAGAGAAUUCACACUGGUGAAAGGCCGUAUGAAUGCAAUGAUUGUGGGAAAUCAUUUCGCCACCGUUCUACACUCCGUCAGCAUAAGCUACUUCACACGGGACAGAAGCCUUAUGAAUGUAGUGACUGUGGGAAAUCUUUUGCGGAAAACUCUCGCCUUGUUAAACACAGGAAAAUCCACACUGGAGAAAGACUGUAUGAGUGCAGUGAAUGUGGAAAAUCCUUUGCUGAAAACUCCAGCCUCAUUAAACAUAGGCGAGUUCACACUGGAGAGAGGCCUUAUGAAUGUGGAGACUGUGGGAAGUUGUUUAAACACAAGUCGCACCUGGUUGUGCACCAGAGGUUUCACACUGGAGAGAGGCCUUAUGAAUGUGGAGACUGUGGGAAAUCCUUCAGCAAACAGUACAACCUCAUUCGGCACCAGCAGAUUCACGCUGGACAAAGUUCAUAUUAAUGCAGGGAAUGUGGAAAAUUAUUUAGCUACAAGUACAACCUCAUUGAACACCGGAGAAUCCACACUGGAGAAAGGCCCUAUCAGUGCAGCGAGUGUGGGAAAUCAUUUCGUCAAAGCUCUUCAUUUCUGCAGCACUGGAGGCUGCACGCUGGACAGAAGCGUUAG
This is a messenger RNA of Ochotona princeps (American pika), 1212 nucleotides long. It is a transcript of the gene ZNF586, whose product is annotated as zinc finger protein 586. The transcript has 5 exons. Gene Ontology annotation, biological process: regulation of DNA-templated transcription. Lineage: Eukaryota; Metazoa; Chordata; Mammalia; Lagomorpha; Ochotonidae. The record is from RefSeq and is a predicted model, not a curated record.